AUGCAGCGCAGCAACGAGCGCCUCUACCGUGGCCAGGAGCUCAACGAGCUUGCAGCGAGAUCCGCUGGACGGCGUUCACGCGGAUGGGCGAGCUUGGCGGCGCUAGAAGGGCACGGCGAGCUCUGCGGGCGGCUGGGCUCGCGUGCGUCCAGGCACGGCCUCAAGUACGUCUUCGUCUUCGUCUGGCACGCCAUCACAGGCUACUGGGGCGUUGUGCGUCCAGGCAUCGCCGGCAUGGACCAAUACAUCUCCAGGAUGCAGUUCCCCAAGAUCUCGCCGGGCGUGAGCUCCUUGCCAGCGGCCGUGCAAUCGAGUCAGCCGCGCGAGCUCCGGCCGGCUUCUGCGCGAGUCCGCGGCGGCCGCGCGAGCGAGGCGGCCCUAUCCGCGGCGGAUGCGCGAGCUCUGGCCGGCGUCUGCGUGAGUCCGCGGCGGCCGCGCGAGCUCCCUGCCAGCGGCCGUGCGAGCGAGUUGGCCCUCUCCGUGGCGCUGCGCGAACUCCGGGCGGUGUCGACGCGAGUCCGCGGCGGCCGGCGCGAGGCGGGCGUCGAGCGGCCGCGGCCGGACCUCCACGUCGUCGAGCGGCCACACACGGGGAGGCAUGCGUCCAGCCAGCGGCAAUGGGGAGGAAGGCGCAUGGGACGAUCUCGCGGUCACCCUCAACCAAAGGCCCCUGCUGCACGCAGGGAUGCAGUGGGACUUAAGUGGACACAGGGGCAAAAGGUUGAAGCACUCAAAGGUAUAGCCCGCAAGCUUAACAAAGCAGAUUGGGAUUUUAGUGUGGAUCCAUGCAGCGGAUCAGGAAAUUGGGUCAAUGUCACUGGUUCGCUUAGCAGUAAUGCGAAGUUUAGCAGUAAUGUGACAUGUGACUGUUCAUUCAACAACCACACCGAGGAGCUUAUGCGGCAGAACCUUAGUGAAGUUCUACCAGAUGAAGUUGUCAAUCUUAUCUGCAAAAUCUGUAACGACUUGUCACGCAACUUCAUUCAAGGACCAAUUCCAGCUUCAUGGGCUGACCUACCUGUUUUUAAUCUGUCUCUCCAGGGAAAUCGCAUAUCUGGAACCCUACCGAAGGAGCUUGGACGCAUGCCCAAGUUGAAAUCUAUACAGUUAGAAGGCAAUCAGCUUGCGGGUUCUAUUCCACCAGAGCUGGGUACCAUCAUCAGUCUGCAGAGAUUGUCCGAGUUUACUCCAGGCGGCGGCGCCGUGUUAGGUCCCCUGCCCCAGCUUCCCCAGCCGUUGCGGAUGCUCCUUCCCUGGGUUCAGGGGCGAAGUCCCGGCUCCAGAAUCUCGACAAGCCGCUAUUUUUGGUCAGGGAAGUGGGAGAGGGUGAGCAGUCUUGAGCUGCAGAUGUCCUUACAAUGUUGUAAGUGUGACAAGAAUAAUGCAAAUUUAGAUAGAGCUAUGAUGGGAAGAUUCAGGCGUUUUCUAGAUGACAAUGAUCUCAAGGAGAUUCCGCUCUUGGGUCGUAAAUAUACUUGGUCCAAUGAGAGGAGAUCGCCUACUUUGAAUUGGGAGGCUGCAGCAGCAGUCUACUUGUCUUUGUGGAGUGCAUCUUCCUUAAAUUGCAGCCGCUCGAUGAGGGCUGCAAAAUGGGGGGACAACGGAAAAGUAGGGAAUAUUAAAGCCCAAUUAGAAUUGGCCAAGGAAAUACUUCACCGUUUGGAAAUUGAAAGAGAUUCAAGGGCACUCUCUGAUCGUGAGGAAUGGCUCAGAAAGAAACUCAAACUUCAUUGUCUUGGUCUGGCUUCCCUUGAACGAACCAUUGCACGGCUACGUUCUAGAUUUCUUUAUCUCCGGGAAGGUGACGCCAAUACUGCUUUCUUCCACCAACAAGCUAGAUACAGGAAGAAGAAGAACUUCAUCUCAAAAUUGCAAGUUGGUAAUCAGGUGGUUGUCACACAAGAUGAAAAACAGAAAGCAGUGGAUGAUUUCUAUGAGAGCAUUCUUGGAACAGCUGAAGAAAGAGAUUACACUCUUGAUCUAGAUAUUUUGAACAUUCAACAUCAUAAUUUAUCUGAGCUGGAUGCUUCUUUCUCUGAGGAGGAAGUGUGGGCUACCAUAAAGGAUAUGCCCUUGGAUAAGGCCCCAGGGCCGGAUGGAUUCACAGGAAGGUUUUAUAAAUCCUGUUGGAGCAUUAUUAAAGGUGAUGUGAUGAGGGCGUUGGAGGCCAUCCAGCAAGGCCAUGUCUUCAAAUUUCGGCUCUUGAACACAGCCUUUAUAACCCUGCUACCAAAGAAAGUGGAUGCAGUGGAAGCUGGAUCUGAACGGGACAAACUUCAGGCUAUGGGCAUAGCUAGCCAGGAUCAGUCUCAGUGCCCUUGGUCUUGGGAGCACAUCGCCGAUGAGAGCCCCUGCCCUCUUGCCCCUCCUCUCUGGCCAUCGGCUACAUACCAAGGUGACCACUCAGAUGCUGCCAAUAAGGCCUUCAAGGCCUAUCAAAGUUCUCUUGAUGCCUACAAGCAAUGGGACGCCAACGACGCCAGUGCCAUGCUCGUCCAGUCGUCCUGGUUCAUAAAUGCCAAGCAGACGUGGGAACACCCUCAGAAGCACUACCAGCCGGUUGUCAACGCCAUCCACUACUCCCUGCUGCAGCAUCUCCAGGCACUUAAAUAG
Miscanthus lutarioriparius is the source of this 2613-nucleotide messenger RNA. NCBI's taxonomy places the organism in Eukaryota, Viridiplantae, Streptophyta, Magnoliopsida, Poales, Poaceae. The record is from the annotation of a GenBank genome assembly.